GUUGCACAGAGAUUCGGCGUCAGCAGUUACGGAGGCCGUGCCUAAAAGAUACGACCAGGGUUUCUCAAUGCUCUGAUCUUUUGACAAUCAUCGACAUAACGGAUUGGAACAGGAGAGGACCUGGUCCCCGUCUUGUGCGAGGGUGUGAAGCCAGCCAGCAAGCAUCCUCCCUAGGACUCCACCUCUCUCGACCACUCUCGCGUCCCUUUCAGCCAAGCAAACAACCAGGCCAGAUGUUUGAGCAAGCAAACUUUCAGGGGAAGUCUGGCCUCUAGACGCUACUUUCCACCAUCAUGACUGAAGGCGGCGGCAAGGCCUUUUUCAAGUCUCGGUCAAUGAACAAUGGAAGACUAAACGUCGCAGUCCUCGGCAAUGGCGCUCGACUGGUUACUAUGGUCAUCUACAGGCUCCUGCUAUGGCUGACCCCGAGCUUUGCCUCAAAAUCCAAAUCCGCGAAGACAUCCACCUCGACUUCGUCCGACAAGAUUUCUGCGCUCGACGGCCUUCGAGGCAUUGCAUGUCUCAUUGUCUUGCACGAGCACUGGACGUGUGCGGUCGAUGACCCCUGGCGACCAUAUGCUAUCAACGAACUCGCCACUGGUUUCAUGUGGAAGCCAUUUGUUAUCCUGUUGUGGGGGGGAGAGGCCAUGGUGAACCUGUUCUUCGUCAUGUCGGGCUAUGUCCUCUCCCAUAAACCACUGGGCUUGUUGUACUCGUCCAGCCCUCAGAUGAUGUACGAGUGCAUUGCCUCCUCGGUUUUCCGUCGGGCGUUCCGCCUUUUGCUCCCCACGAUGGCGGCGGUGGUCAUAAUUGCAACCUUGACGCAGAUGCGAGCCUUCGAACCGGCAAGGUACGUAUGCAACGACAUCAAUGCUGCACAGCUGGAGGCAUUUGACGCGAGGAACAACGUGACGCAAAUGAUCGAGGACGGCCUCCUGGUGGACAAUCCACGGCCUCGUCUGAUGCGUGAAGAACCUCCACCACUGUCCGAGACAUUUUCUGCACAGGUUUCAGAUGUUCUCACUGAAUUCUACAUGCUCGCCAGAGGUUCAGUGCCUGGAGAGCCGAGUCAGCAUGACUACUUUGUCUACGACGCACAUGUCUGGACAAUUCCCGUCGAACUGAAGUCGAGCAUGGCUAUUUUCCUCCUCAUAAUGGGGACGUCGAUGCUCUCCAGCCGAUGGCGGCUUUUCUUCCACGGGGCCAUCGCAUUGUUCUGUGCCACACAGGAAUACCGCAGUAUCUGUCUCUUUGUCGGUGGAAUGAUUGUCGCGGAGCUCGAUAUGGUUCGAAAGCAUCUUGGACGUCCAGGACAGUCACCAGGACAAGGCCCCCUCCUCGGGAAUCCGUCACCGUCGCCAUCGCCGGUACCACUCAAGAAUUUAGAAUGGUUUCAGCAACCAGAUGUGGCGUCGGCUGCGUGGGGCCUGUGUUUCGUUGUCGGCUUGUACAUCCUGUCUAUCCCCUUUGUCGAGCCAGUCACUGCGCCAUCAUAUGCGUUCCUGGCUCGCCUCCUCCCAGCAUACAUCGUCGAAAAGAACAGGCUGAUCCGACUGUUCGGUGCAGUCAUAACGACAUGGGCGUGCGUCAACUCGGACAUCUUCUCACCCAUUUUCAACAACGAAUUCGCACAGUAUCUGGGUCGGAUCUCCUUUGCCCUCUAUCUCACGCACGGCAUGUUGAUCAGGUCGCUGGGGUAUGUGAUCAUCGGGAGAUUGCGGUCUCUCACGGGGGCAUACGUCCGCGAGGACACAUCGUUUGCUCAGUUUGUGGUCAUCUGGCUGUUCGGCUAUAUCAUGAUGCUGCCGUUCUUCCUGUGCGUUGCAGACCUGUUCUGGAGAACCAUCGAUGCGCCCUCGGUUAAAGUGGCCCGGGACAUCGAACGACGUCUGAGGCGGCACCAGGAGCAGCAGGACUGGUGGCCUCGGAACAAGAUUCCUUGACCUUGGCUGUCGCCAUCGAAAACGUAUGGGCGCAUGUUUGGUGUUGUGGGUGUUUGUUUGCAUGGUUCGAAUCUUUGAAUUGCAGUGCGCUCGGUCAGCUCAGGCGCUGAAUACAAUUUCAGAACUGUUCUCCAACAAGAAAGCAAGCUUUAGUGACACCGUCUCGGACUUUUUCUCGGACGGGUACCCGAUCCCAUGUCCUUGUCCUUGUUCUUCUCCGUGUCCACGCCCAUGUCUAACAGGGGCUGUUAUACCGCUUCUGCCAUACUUCCCAGAUGCACAGCUACUGUCCAAAGCCAAUCGCUCAACUAAGGUCCCUGGUAGUUCUACAACCACUGUCUGCCUACGGUAUACCGCGUUCUCAGCGGGGCAGCAAGUCUCACCCACCGUCACCGUCACCGUCACUGUCACCGUCACAUCUACGUCGGCAUCGAGUACCCUAGAGAACCCAACGUCCGAUGAUGCGAAGGAGCAGAAGCAGAAGCAGAAGCAUAAGACUGGGCUGGGUGAGAACUCGACCCUCGACUCUCGACACACCUUUUGAGGAUGCCCAUACCAAUACACAGUCCUAUUACACUGCAUGCCCGGUGGCUAGCUACCCAGCUACACAGCCAGGGAUUCUCCCGUCGUCCGGCCCUCCUCUCCCCCAAAGCCCGAUCCCUGACACCCAACCAUAACACCCAGUAUCCUAUGUAUACCCCGAUCC
This is a messenger RNA of Cladophialophora immunda, 2649 nucleotides long. RefSeq lists its product as uncharacterized. The transcript is spliced from 3 exons. The record is from RefSeq and is a predicted model, not a curated record. Gene Ontology annotation, cellular component: membrane. The coding region runs from base 294 to 1943 and encodes 549 amino acids. Gene Ontology annotation, biological process: polysaccharide biosynthetic process. Lineage: Eukaryota; Fungi; Ascomycota; Eurotiomycetes; Chaetothyriales; Herpotrichiellaceae. Gene Ontology annotation, molecular function: acyltransferase activity, transferring groups other than amino-acyl groups.